AUGGCUACUGCUUCGAUCAAAAGAAGUGCAAGUACGGAUGGUAAAAGGCCAAACUCGCGGCAUCGUUAUGAGAAGGUCAAGGCGAAACUCGAAAGGGAACCUCGUUUACAACGCGAAAGAUCUAGUCCGAAUGCCUCCCAAUAUCGGCCUCCUCCACGACAAACUUUGCAAUACCAUCAACGAAUACUUACCCCAAUGAAAACACCUUCUCCAUGUUUUACCUCCCCCUCACCGCCUCUUAAUGUUUACGCUGCUCCGGUCAUGGAACGAACUCUCUCCGGUGAUUCGAUUGUCUCUGAUCACAACAUCUCCAUACCUUCUCCUGCUCUCCACGACCAUACGAUUUUGAGCGAUGACCAAGCAGCCAAUAUCGUUGAACACCACUUUCUCUACACCCGGCCUCCAGACCACCACUAUCUCGAAGUCGAACUCCAAAACCUUCUUCUCAAAGCUCACCUGUCUGAUCCCGCUAUAGACCGCAUCAUCUACCUCAUCGAUACGAUAUUCUUCCACAACUCCCUGCACAACCGCGUUCGACUUUCCUGGUCCUCGCCUUCUCAGCCUCGCUAUUCGUCAGAACUCAUCGGUACUACUGCUCUUCGCCCCUCUUCUCUAGGGGGCUUCGAAACUCUAAUAGUUCUAUCCGAACCCAUUCUUAGAGAUCCGAAAUAUGAUCGGAGAUUAUUGUUAAGUGCGUUGUUGCAUGAGUUAGUGCAUUGCUAUCUAUUCGUGAAAUGUGGAUGGGGCGCAAAGGAGAUGGGGGGACACACGGAUGGAUUUCAUAGGGUGGUGGGUGUUAUUGAUGGGUGGGUGGAGAGGUGGAUUGGAAGGGAUUGGCUGAGGUUGUGUAGCAUGAGGGCGAACUUGGAGCUUUUUAAAGUGAGGCGGGAAGCGUAUGGACCGGGGUGGCAGGGGGGUGGAGAGUGGAGGGUAGACGAGCAUGCGGAGAGAGAAAUGAGACAUCGGGAAAGGAUUCGGGGAGUACAUCAUCAUGGACAUUACUCCCAUGACGGAUGCGGACAGAGUCCUGGCCCAGGAAUGGAUCGGGGUUUGGGGUUUACUCGCAAUGCUCUCCCCUUUCUUCCUAACGCUGGAGAUGAGGGAUUUCGAUAA
Molecule: messenger RNA, 1113 nt
Organism: Botrytis sinoallii
Lineage: Eukaryota; Fungi; Ascomycota; Leotiomycetes; Helotiales; Sclerotiniaceae
Exons: 1
Coding region: 1-1113 (370 amino acids)
Source: RefSeq, a predicted model, not a curated record